Molecule: messenger RNA, 1951 nt
Organism: Lycium barbarum (goji berry)
Lineage: Eukaryota; Viridiplantae; Streptophyta; Magnoliopsida; Solanales; Solanaceae
Product: peroxidase 3-like
Exons: 4
Coding region: 806-1801 (331 amino acids)
Biological process (GO): response to oxidative stress; hydrogen peroxide catabolic process
Cellular component (GO): plasmodesma; plant-type cell wall
Molecular function (GO): heme binding; peroxidase activity
Source: RefSeq, a predicted model, not a curated record
GCCCCAUAGAACCUAAAUCUAUUUACACGAAGAAAAGAUUAUGUAGCGAAAGAGAUUCUUAUUUAUACAAAUAACACUCGAGCAUGAGACGAGCAUGAAGAGAUUAGUGAUACUCCUUUAUCUUUUGAGUUGUUCUGCCGAAUCGGUCGCUCCAGAUCUUUGCUCUUUAUCCGCCGGAAAUUAGUAAACUUUAAUUUGAUUCUCAGCACUUACAAUAAACCAAUUAAUAUCUCAAGUCACAACUGCAGUGUAAAUCUUCUGCCCAUAAAAAAAAAAGGAAAAAGAAAAUUGAAGCAAGUACAUUAAUGUGAGGUUGGUGGUUUCCAGUGAGGUUGUUAGCUUAAUACAGGCAUGUUCCAACUUUUUAAACAAAAUAACUUUUUCUAUGAUUUGACUCCAAACUAUACUUAUUUUGAUUCCCACUUUGAACUACUAAUACCAAAUACUCCGGACCUUCUAUCUUAAGUCUUAAUUGACAGAAAGAAAAAAAAACAAUAAGGAAGUAGCCUCUAACAGAUUAAUUUAACAAGAAUAUGCAAAGGUUAUCAGCUUGUAUAUGGCAACUAACCAAUGAAACGUAUGACUCUAACUGAAUGAAAGAGACAGACCCUAACGAAUCUAUUUUCUUAUGUAAUAAAAAGAUGGAGAAUGACAAACUAACGCAAGUUAGCUAAAGCAAUGUGCCUAUAAAUUCUCUCUGAUCCAAUACAAACACAUCUACGAACUUGGAGUAGAUGUGUGUGUAGCAACUCGAACAAAGAAAGAGACCUAUUUCUAAAGUAGCAAAAAGAAGUAAGUAAUUAAAAUGGCCAAAUUUGGAGACUUGGGUAAUUUUCUAGUGUUGUGUAUAUUACUAGGAAUAGUGGGUUCAAGCCAUGCUCAGUUACAACUCAACUUCUAUGCGAAGAGCUGUCCACAAGCAGAGAAGAUAAUUCGAAAUUAUGUGCAAAAGCACAUUCCAAAUGCUCCAUCUCUUGCAGCUGCCUUGCUCAGGAUGCAAUUCCAUGAUUGCUUUGUCAGGGGUUGUGAUGCUUCUGUACUCCUGAAUUUCACUUCGAGCACAAAAAACCAGACUGAAAAAGUGGCAGUUCCUAAUCAAACACUUAGAGGCUUCUCAUUCAUCGAUGGUGUGAAGAAAGCAGUUGAAGCUGAAUGUCCUGGCAUUGUCUCUUGUGCAGAUAUUGUUGCCUUAGUUUCUAGAGACUCCGUUGUGGUCACAGGAGGCCCUUACUGGAAUGUUCCAACUGGUAGAAGAGAUGGAAGAUUAUCAAACGCCUCGGAAGCCUUGGCCAACAUCCCUCCUCCAACUAGUAACUUUUCCAGUCUCCAGACUUCUUUUGCCAGCAAGGGUCUUGACCUAAAAGACUUGGUCCUGUUGUCUGGCGCGCAUACCAUUGGAGUCUCGCACUGCCCGUCAUUUUCAUCACGUUUAUACAAUUUUACCGGAGUUUGGGGUACACAAGAUCCAUCUCUAGACAGUGAAUAUGCAGCGAAUCUUAAGAUGAAGAAAUGCAAAUCAAUCGAUGACAAUACGACAAUUGUCGAAAUGGAUCCAGGCAGUUCCAGUAAAUUUGAUCUCAGCUACUAUAAGCUUGUGCUCAAGAGAAAAGGGCUACUCCAAUCUGAUGCAGCCUUGACAACAAGUGCGACAACAAAGUCAUACAUCAACCAGCUAGUACAAGGAUCACUCCAACAAUUUAAUGUUGAAUUCGGUCUAGCCAUGGAGAAAAUGGGCAGGAUAGAAGUCAAGACCGGCUCUGCUGGUGAGAUUAGGAAGCACUGUGCAGUUGUGAAUAGUUAAGAGCAGUCCUUGCACUUUGUUCCCAGCUUCCAAAUAUUUUGUGUUUGUAUUUGUGUGUGAUUUAUUUGGGUAACAUGUAUUAUGUCUAUUAUUGUGUACUUAUUCCAAUUUAUUCUUGUAUAUCGAUGGUUUUCUGAAAUAAAACUGAGA